UUUUUUUUUUUAAAGAAAUAAGGAUGCCAUCACCUGCAUUUGAAAAAGCAGCAGAAGAAGUUCAUAAUCUUGCUAGCAAACCUUCUAAUGAUGAUCUUUUAAAGUUAUAUGCACUUUAUAAACAAGCUACUGUUGGUGACAAUAACACCUCUAAACCCAAGCUUGACAUCAAAGGUCGUUACAAAUGGCAAGCAUGGGAAGACCUUAAAGGCAUGAUUCCUGCUGAAGCCGAGACACAAUACAUUGCUUUUGUUGAAGAGCUUAAAACUAAAUGUUAGGGAAAGUGAUAGGAGGGAGAUUUUCUUAAUAUCCCUUAUUAUUAUAACACAACUGAGACAGAAUAUAAUUAUGUAAUAAAUUUCUUUUUUUUUUUUCUUUUCUUUUUUAUAUUUCCACAUAUAUUUUUUCUUUCUUUUUUUCUUU
Molecule: messenger RNA, 423 nt
Organism: Cokeromyces recurvatus
Lineage: Eukaryota; Fungi; Mucoromycota; Mucoromycetes; Mucorales; Mucoraceae
Product: acyl-CoA-binding protein
Exons: 4
Coding region: 24-278 (84 amino acids)
Biological process (GO): fatty acid metabolic process
Molecular function (GO): fatty-acyl-CoA binding
Source: RefSeq, a predicted model, not a curated record